AUGGACCGACGUGAAAAGGCAACAAAGUCAGGAACACCACAUUCAAAAUUGCCACAAUGUAAAUACUUCAGUCAACUUUUGUUUUUGACUGACAAAACAGCAAAUAAACCAACAGUGAGCAAUGUGUCUAUUACAAUAAACGAAAGUGAAGAUUUGGUUGAAGAAUCAGCCCCUUUGGAACUUCAACCUUCCACCUCUACACCGACUAAAAGAAAAUUAGUGUCUCAGUCUUGCACCAAUGACAACAUCAAUUUAACACAAGCCUCUUCUGGUUCUGCAAAAAAAUUGAAGCCUUUGCCGGAUAAUCAGAGUCAAGCUAGUCAACCCAAAAAAUGUCGUGCUGAGCUAGCCCAUGCUGUAGAUUCAAUGCUGGUGAAAACACUACAAGAUAUGCAAAAUAAUGGAAAUAGAUCUGAUGGCCUGGUGACAGAAGAUGAUGAAGAUUCAUUGUACUGUAGAAGUCUAAUACCAAUCUUCCGACAACUCCCUCUUAAAAAAAGAGAUUAG
Paramuricea clavata is the source of this 507-nucleotide messenger RNA. NCBI's taxonomy places the organism in Eukaryota, Metazoa, Cnidaria, Anthozoa, Malacalcyonacea, Plexauridae. The record is from the annotation of a GenBank genome assembly.